AUCAGCACUCUGAGCAUCUUAAGCACCGACCCGCACGACCCAGAAAAUGACGAUGAGCUUCAUCAGAUGAGGCAGGCUGCCAGGCUUGUGUGCGAUGCCUUGCGCAAGUAUUUUGAAGUUCACACUACCUUGAAGGCUGACGAGCUGCGAAGUCUUCACCAUCAUGAUGGGGCCUCCACCCUCAGAGAAAGCAAGUCUGUGAAAGGAUGCAAGUUCACUUUGGAGGAGAACAUGGACAUCCUUCUAGAGCACCUGCCACCAAAGUCUACCUGGGCUCCAGAAAUGAACCUUCACAAGUUGGGUGGUCAGAAUAUUCUGUGUCAGCUCGUGGCCAUGUCACCGGAGUGGGACAAUUAUCAGGGGAAGAGUGAUACCAUUGUCUCGGCGCUGGAUGUGAUCGCCAUGUGUGCAGUGUCUCAUCGGACUCAGCUGUUGCUGUGUGGAACUGCUGAUCUGCCCAACAAUAUCAAAACGCCCAUAAUGAGCGUAAUUGUCGGCUUGGUAGAAGGAGAGGUCAUUUCUGAUGCUGAAAUUACUAAAGCUGCCCUGAGAGUGAUUGUCAACUGUGUUUGUGGACCUGUGGAGAGAUUUGGAAGUGGUGCUGUCCGUUACCAUGGCAGCAAAAAGAAAUCAGGAGCCGAAGAAGACAUACUGUCUUUGAUGUGGCACAAUGUUCGCACUAACAAUGGCAUUAUGGUGCUGCUGAAAACCUUAAGUGUCAAGACCCCAAUCAUCGAGGCAGACUGGAUGAGAAUGCUGGCCUGUAAAGCUCUUGUGGGCAUGGCUCGAUCAGAGACCAUCAGACAGAUUGUUGGCAAACUUCCACCUCUGAAUAAUGGACAAUUACAAAGCCUCAUGAAGGAGCCAGUUUUGUCCGACAAACGUCACGUACACCAUCAGUUCUGUAAAUAUGCCUCAACCUUGCUGGAGAAGAUAGCUGGCCGACAAGCUAAUGUUCUAGGUGCUGCUACACUAGAAGAGAUCAGGAAGGCAGGUGUUGUUGCUCAGACAAAGAUCGUUUACCAGGAAAAAGAACUGCUUCAGCUGAUACAUGAUCAUUUAUCAUCGCGAGGACUUCAUGAAUCUGCAGUUGCAUUACAGAAGGAAGCAAACCUGCCAAAGUGCCCUACACCUCCACCACAUCAUGUUGCCAGCUUGCAUCUCUACUCUCCUUCUACUCCAAAAAUAGGCAGACAGUUAAGUCAGUCGUCGACUCCCAGCACAUCAGCAUCUAAUCAAACCACAAGAGAAAUAUUUCCCUCCGUCUCUGCUACCCCAACAGCCCUGAACCCAGUAGCAGCGCCCUCAACACCACGAACACCUGGAAUAGCAGCAGCAUCCAUUUCAUCUGAGAAACCUCCAACAACAGGAACACCAUGCCUCAGUGCGACAGCAACUCCAUGCAUCAAUGGAGGAGUCACUCCCGCACCUUUGAAGUUUACCCUGACACGAACUCCAGGUCAUCCUCAAUCUGCAUUGUAUCAUAAGAACAAGCGACGGUAUUUGAAAGACAGAGAAGGCUACGUACCCCCAGGAGGCUUUCUCCGAUCAAAAGGGAAGCAGCCAGGAGAUUACGAUUCUUCUUUGGACAAAAUUGUCACCGAAUAUCUGAGGAAACAGCACGCUCUUUGCCCGCAGCCUAUUUCCACCUGCCCAACCAUGUCUCUCUUUGUACCACACAGAUGUCCAGAGCCACUAGGCAAAAACUCUGCAGCUUUUUCAAUUACAUCUCGGCUUUACGACAGACAGGCCAGGCCCCCAUAUGGUGGACCCAAAGGUCAGAUGUUGAAUAGACGAUACAUUCACAGCAAAUUGUCUCCCCUGACAAGUUUCCGAGACAGCGCUGGCGAUGAUGGCCUUUCCUGUUGUAAAUUUGAUCGUGCUGAUGAUAACAUUUUCAUUGGUUCCAUAUCCGGGGAUGUAAGAGUGAUCAAUAUAUCAUCCAGUGGGAAUGAUUUCUACACUGCAGUCUGUCACUCGUCCCCUGUUGUGCAGAUUAGUACAUCUAAAGUGAAACCAGACUUACUGUUUACCAGCACAUGGGGAGCAUCACAGAACUGUGCCCUAUGGGGAUAUAACAAAGAAAAACCAGAGAUUUCACUGAAGUACCGGUUUGAUGAAUAUACUGCCGUCCUUGCCAACCAGAGCCCUGAUCGCUUCAUUGGAACUAAAGAAUGUGUAGCUAGGAUAUAUGACACCAACAGAGGCUCCAUCGUACAGACAUUGUAUGAUGAGCGUAAAGCCAACAAUUACAAGUUCAACAUGGCCACCUUUAACCCGACAGAUGACCUAGUUCUGAAUGACGGGAAUUUGUGGGAUGUGCGCACCAACAAAAUGAUCUACAAGUUUGAUAAGUUUAACCAGUACACCAGCGGCUGCUUCCAUCCACGGGGUUUGGAGGUGGUCAUCAACUCUGAGAUUUGGGAUUUGCGCACAUUUCGCCUGUUGCACACGGUUCCGGCACUUGAUCAGUGCCAUAUCAUGUUUAACUCCAAUGGCGAUGUUAUAUAUGCUAUCAGGGUGGAUGACACAUCAAGCCUGGACAUAACGGUGCGACGUGACUACUCUUCAACAUUACGUACAUUUGAUGCUUUAGACUACAGCAACAUUGGCACCUUCGAUCUGAAAACCACAUGCAUUUAUGACAUUGAUGUGGACCGAAAUGAUCUAAUGAUUGCAGUCAUCGAGAAUGCUGCUCAGCAUGAAACAACGGAUGCAGAAGAAUCCUUGUGCCGUAUCUACGAGCUGGGAAAGAAUAGGGAGCCAGAGGACCAG
Molecule: messenger RNA, 2775 nt
Organism: Candidula unifasciata
Lineage: Eukaryota; Metazoa; Mollusca; Gastropoda; Stylommatophora; Geomitridae
Source: the annotation of a GenBank genome assembly